CUUAGUUGGAAAAUGGAAGAUUUGCAUCGAAAUCUGUUCAAGUUGGUGGUGCCAUUUGUAAUCGGUGGCUAUUUAUCUGGCUUGGUGGUGGCAUUGCUCUGGUACCAUUGGCAUCCGACGCUGCGAGAAACGGACAUAGAUCAGCUCUGGUGGCUUAUAGUCUGCAUAGCACUGUUGCUUAUUAUUCUAAUCUUCAGUCGUCCCGUGCGUUGCAUUUUGCUGUUGACGCUGCCUUCGCUGACGAGUUCGCGCGGACGUGCGUUGCUUAUAGCGCUGGCGUUUUUUCUAGCCGCCACCGGGCCGAGUGCCAAUAUAUUGGCCAAUGUCAUGGUCAUGCUGCGUAGUCUGGCCUGCAGUCAGGAGCUGCUGCGUCAGGUGCUGAGUCAGAUGCUCGAUGUGCUGCUGGAGCCGGUGCAAGCUUUGCGUACAGCGUUCACUUUCAUGAUGGAGGAAGUGCGUCGCGUGCUGCGCCAGCUCACGCUGCUGCUGCUGCGCAUACAAAGCUAUAUGCUGAUUAUAAUUAAUACGCUCAAGAGCUGCGCCGCCUGGCUCAAGUCUGUGGUGGAGCUUUGCAACUCGCAGCUGGGCACGCCCUGGAUGCGCUGCCAGCGCGCUGCCGAGACUGCCAUGUUGCGUUGUCGUUCGGAGCUGGGCAUGCUCAAGUCGCUUUGCUAUGCCACCAAGCUGUUCCUGGCGCUUUGCUAUCCCACCAAGCUGGUGGACAUAUUCUGCAGCGGCUUCUGGGAUCCCAAGUGGGAGCUCAUGGAUCCCAUUCUGAAGCGUUAUUUGGAGUUUGUAGCGACGCUGGAGCAAAUGUUUGAUGCCAGCAUUACCUUUGAGCAUGAGUUCUUCUUUCAUAACAAUCCCAGCAAGAAUCUCUCCGAUGUGGGCGAGCAGAUAGCGCAGGAUAUUAACCAGGACUUGGCUCCAUUUCUACGCUUGCAUAGCUGGACGCAUUUGCUCUGUUGGCUGCUGCUGCUGGGCGUUUUUAUCAAGGCCAUCUAUUUCUAUCUGCGCUAUAUGUUGAGCAGGGCGUAUCAGAAUGUUUACAUAACCAGCGAUUUCUAUGCCAUCGACGAGGAGAAUUGGCGCCUUAAUAGGGAUACUGUCCUGCCGCUGGAAUAUUUGGAGCGAUUUAAAUACUUAAAACUCAGCAGUUUACGUCUGACGCAGUUCGAGAGUCUGCUCAUAGCCAAGAACUCGUUCUUUAUGCUGAUCACCUGCUUGCAGCUUGGCUGCAUUUGCUUUGUGGACUACAGUCUGUUCUGGCUGCUGGCCACCAUCUCGUAUUAUGGCCAUGAGCAGGCGGAGCUGGAGGUGCCCGCCUACAUUGAUUUGCAUAUCAAGGGCGGCGGCAUUGUGGGCGACAUAAUGCGUGGCAUAGUCAACGCCUUUCGUCCCUUAACCCAAAGCAGCAAAAUGGAUACCAGACUAUGUCUGCCAUUGCCGAAUCCACCCAGAUACAAUCACUAUGUGGAAAUACUGUCGCUCUGCCUGCUCGCCUGGAUUGUGGCGCUAACUGAGCCGUAUGUGCUGCGCUUGCGACACGUGAUCAUGCGUUGGAUAUAUCCGGAACGCGCACAAGAACGUGCCAUGUACUUCUAUGAGCAUCUGUUUAUAGAAAGAGACUCUGUCUUCAUUUUCAACAGACGCAAAGCGCGUGCGGCCUUCAAGCAUCGCAACACUGAAAGCUCCAACAGCUGCCCAAACUGGCUGAGGGCUAAGCUAGCCACCUGCAACUGUUGCGCCUGCUUGUUGCCGCAGCCUCCUCGCAGUAAGUGCAUCUUGUGCCAGCGCCCAAUACCCAACGAAUCACGCAUCUACUGCCAGAAAUUGAACUGUCCGGGCGUCUACUGUGAGGUUUGCUUUACGAAAUGUGAGAGCAAGUGCUGCCUUUGCCAGCAUCCCAGAGAAUAUGGUGACUUUGAAGAUCCAUCUGAGGUUGACGACUCCUCUGAUGAUGGUGCAAACAACUCCUACGGACAAUUGGAGGCGAGAAUUUAUGGUCAUUUCUGCACACAGCGUACAAUCAAGUUGAAAAAAGAGAAAAAGAUUAUUAUGAAUCCGGAAACGGUGUAUAAGGAUCGAAUAUAA
Messenger RNA from Drosophila busckii, 2094 nucleotides. RefSeq names its product DC-STAMP domain-containing protein 2. The record is from RefSeq and is a predicted model, not a curated record. The transcript has 9 exons. The coding region runs from base 13 to 2094 and encodes 693 amino acids. Gene Ontology annotation, cellular component: membrane. Lineage: Eukaryota; Metazoa; Arthropoda; Insecta; Diptera; Drosophilidae.